Limulus polyphemus (Atlantic horseshoe crab) is the source of this 858-nucleotide messenger RNA. RefSeq names its product regulating synaptic membrane exocytosis protein 3-like. Gene Ontology annotation, cellular component: cytoskeleton of presynaptic active zone; presynaptic membrane. The record is from RefSeq and is a predicted model, not a curated record. The transcript has 4 exons. Bases 65 to 550 code for a protein of 161 amino acids. Gene Ontology annotation, molecular function: transmembrane transporter binding; small GTPase binding. NCBI's taxonomy places the organism in Eukaryota, Metazoa, Arthropoda, Merostomata, Xiphosura, Limulidae. Gene Ontology annotation, biological process: regulation of synaptic plasticity; calcium ion-regulated exocytosis of neurotransmitter; regulation of membrane potential.
AAGUAAAGCGACAUCAAACAGUCUCUCCAGCCCUGACCUGACCCCUGAAAAUGAAGUCCCGAUUAUGACCAUUGGCCCAGGAGGAAUCAGGAGAGGUGCUGGACAGGUGUUUUCACCAAGAAUGAAACUGGAUCAAGUAGAGACACUAGGAGAAAUAAAACUGGGAUUUUUGUUGACCAAGGGUCAGUUAGAAGUAGAGGUUUUCUGUGCAUGCCAGUUGCCACCCUCAUCUUUAGGUCAGCCACCAGAUACGUACAUCAAAACGUAUCUUAAAGAGGGAGAAAAACAGAUACAGAAACGCAAGACUCGAGUAAUCCGCUCUACGACUAGUCCACAGUAUCGACAGACGUUAAAAUACAACAUGUCGGACAUCCAAGGCCGCCAUCUAUUGGUUAUGGUAUGGGAACGACAAAAAGGUUUCGAUCACAACCAGCCUAUUGGAGCUGUGGAGAUCGAACUGGGUCGCUUAGAUUUGUCAAGAUCUAUGACUUGUUGGUACCCUCUUUAUCCUCUUGCUAGCCGACAAAUUGGCUCUGUUGUGUCACCUUGACAGCCUUCAGCAGCUCCUAUUGUUGUAGGGAAGAUGGAAAGUUUAGUGUUGUAAAUGAAUAAAUAUUGUUGUAUAACUGUGUUGAAUAUUACGAUAGCAGACGAACAGUUGAAUAUUACGAUAGCAGACGAACAGUUGAAUAUUACGAUAGCAGACGAACAGUUGAAUACUGCGAUAGCAGACGAACAGUUGAAUACUAAGAUAGCAGACGAACAGUUGAAUAUUACGAUAGCAGACGAACAGUUGAAUAUUACGAUAGCAGACGAACAGUUGAAUAUUACGAUAGCAGACGAACAGUUGAAUAUUAC